Molecule: messenger RNA, 1824 nt
Organism: Culex pipiens pallens (northern house mosquito)
Lineage: Eukaryota; Metazoa; Arthropoda; Insecta; Diptera; Culicidae
Gene: r-l
Product: uridine 5'-monophosphate synthase
Exons: 2
Coding region: 157-1620 (487 amino acids)
Biological process (GO): 'de novo' pyrimidine nucleobase biosynthetic process; 'de novo' UMP biosynthetic process
Molecular function (GO): orotidine-5'-phosphate decarboxylase activity; orotate phosphoribosyltransferase activity
Source: RefSeq, a predicted model, not a curated record
GGGAACGUCAAACAGUGCCCGUUCUUUUGGAAGGUGUUUCAACAGCGUGGUUAGUGUCCCCGGCGACAAUCCUUCGGAAUCAACAGGUUGAGUUGCUUUUUAACGAGCAAAAGGUUCACGAUCAAACCACGUGCAAUUUCUGCUACGCGAGAAACCAUGGACCAGACCAAGCUGAAGGAACUGGGCCUGCGGCUGUUCGAGAUCAACGCGUUCAAGUUCGGUGACUUCAAGAUGAAGGUCGGCAUCAACUCGCCGGUGUACUUUGACCUGCGCGUCAUCGUGAGCUAUCCGGACGUGAUGAACACCCUGUCGGAGCUGCUGACCGAGUACAUCCGGCAGAUUCGCGUCGACAUGGGGGUGCACCUGUGCGGCGUGCCGUACACGGCCCUGCCGAUCGCGACGCUGAUCUCGAUCAAGGCGGACAAACCGAUGCUGAUCCGCCGGAAGGAGGCGAAAACGUACGGCACGAAGAAGCUGAUCGAGGGCAAGUUCAACGCCGGCGACAAGUGCCUCAUCAUCGAGGACGUGGUCACGUCCGGGUCGAGCAUUCUGGACACGGUCAACGAUCUGCGCGGCGAGGGUCUGGUCGUAACGGACGCCAUCGUGGUGGUGGACCGCGAGCAGGGUGGCGUCCAGAACACGGAGGAAAGUGGCGUCCGGAUGCACUCGCUGUUUACGCUGUCCUAUCUGCUGAACGUGCUGCUCGAAGCCGGUCGGAUCGAGGAAAAGACGGUGCAAUCGGUGGCGAAGUACAUCGCCGGGGCGCAGAUUCGCAGCGACGGGUCGUUUAUGAAGAAUGGCACCAAGGUGGUGAACGAGCUGAGCCGCGUUGGGAUGUCGUUCGAGGCUCGGGCCGACUUGGCCAAGUGCGCGAUCACGAAGGAGCUGAUGAAGCUGAUCGCGAACAAGAAAAGCACGCUCUGCUUGGCGGCGGAUUUGACGAGCUCGGAGGAGAUUCUGAAUCUGGUGGAGCGCGUUGGGCCGUACAUUUGCAUUUUGAAGACGCACGUGGACAUCGUCGAGGAUUUCAGCGAGAACUUUGUCAAGUCGCUGCAAUCGCUGGCGAAGAAGCACAACUUUAUGAUCAUGGAGGAUCGUAAGUUUGCCGACAUCGGGAACACCGUAGCGCAGCAGUACGCUGGAGGUGCGUUCAAAAUCUCCAGCUGGGCUGAUCUCGUAACCGUUCACUCGCUGCCCGGCCAGGGCAUCCUUAAGGGACUCAAGUCGGUCCUGAACGAUCCGACGCAACAGCGCGGAGUGUUUCUGCUGGCGGAGAUGAGCUCCCAAGGCAACCUAGCCACGGCGCAGUACAGCGCGGCCACGAUGAAGAUCGCCACCGAGAUGGAGGGUGACUUUGUGGCCGGAAUCGUGUGCCAGAGCGCUGAUCUGGUUGCAUCGCCGGGGCUGCUUCAGCUGACGCCGGGCGUUAAAAUUGAGGAGGGCGUUGACGCUCUUGGCCAAAAGUACGACAGCCCCGAGCACGUGGUCAAGGAGAAGGGAGCGGACAUUUGCGUUGUGGGCCGAGGCAUCUUGAACGCCAAGAACCAGGAGGACGCGGCCAAGACGUACCGGGACAGGUUGUGGGCGGCGUACUGCGAACGGGUUGGUGUGAGUGAGUGAUGGAAGAAGAAGAAAGUUUUGCCUUUAGCGACAAGAGUAUUACCAACCAAUAUCGAUGUGAAUCUGAUUGUAGAAAAGUAGCGACCUGAAUCUGAGAGAAAACACGUUGAAAUCAUUCCCCCAUCGCCUUUUUAGACUAAAAGUUACAUAUAUUAACCAUAAGUGGCAAUCAAAAAUAAAUAAUUGGAUUAUCUAAACACAAAA